GUUUGGCUUUUCAGCAGCCAGAGUCGGUAGAUCUGUGACAGCGAGUGGCUCCCGGACCGCCUUCACCCGAACCGGGCCGUCCACACCGCUCCCCUUGAGGACGAGAUGAGCGCUGUGUGGACAUUUGGACACUUUGAAGCUGGUGGCAGCCUGUAGUGCAGAUCUGGAUCCAGUAAGGACAAGUUUGUCUUUCUCAUAUGCGGAGUCCAGUACGCAGCUUAUUUUGACUCGGGAGGUUUUUGGACUAUUUUGUUUUCCACACAGCUGCCCUGAAAGGGACUGGACGGAAGUAUUUUAAGAAGCUUUUGGAUUUUGGUCCCACUUUUUUUUUCUUGGACUCCUGGUCUAUUCUAAUUUAAUCACCUCAUUUUUCUCUAAUCAGAUGUCUGUGCUUCUACUGUAACUGAAUAUUUCAGGCCAUCUCCUGGGGACGUGUUGCUGCUGUUGUGUCUUUGUGGCAGCUGCUGCUGUCAUUCUGCUGGACAGCAUGCAGAAGGAGGAUGGUGUCUGACUUGGAGUUGGGCCUCAGUGCUCUUCAUCUUGCCUCUUUGUCCAGGAGAGGAGGAAUGACGAUUCUGUGGCUCUCACUUUGGUUUUCUUUCCUGCUGCCCUCCUCCGCCACUCCAGUCAGGAUGCCCACCACCCAGCCCCCAGAAUCCGUGUCCAGCGAAGCAGCGUUUUUGGAGGACUAUGUUCUUGGAAUGGGAGAUACUCUGGAAAUGUCCUGUGAGCUGGAGGGCCCAUCUGAGCCUAUCGUCUGGUUCAAAGAUGGUGUUGGAGUGGUGCCAAGCAACCGGACGCUCGUGGGACAGCGCAUUUUACGCAUCAUCAAUGUGUCAUACGAAGACUCUGGAAUGUACACAUGCUGGCUGGCCCACACCAAUAUGCUCCUCAGUAACUUCACCAUCAGGAUAACAGACUCGUUGUCGUCUGGCGAUGAUGAAGACUAUGGUGAUGACCCAGACGAUGGAGGUAAUGGAAAUGAAAAAAUGCAGAGACACGCAGUGCACAGGCAGACAGGACAAAAAGUCUUGGGAAGAGCAGGGAGGGAGAGGAGAAAAAAAGCAUCUGUACUCUCCAAGAGCCAGAAGAAGAAAAAAGGACCGCCAUAUUGGAUUAAGCCUGAGAAAAUGGACAAGAAGCUUCUGGCUGUUCCUGCAGCAAACACAGUCAAGUUUCGCUGUGCUGCAACCGGAAACCCAACUCCAACCAUCCACUGGCUGAAGAAUGGCAAAGAGUUCAAGGGCGAGCAGAGAAUGGGUGGCAUAAAGUUGAGAGACCAGCAGUGGAGCCUGGUGAUGGAAAGUGCCGUGCCAUCGGACCGUGGGAACUACACCUGUGUGGUGCAAAACAAGUACGGGACCAUCAGCCACACCUACCAGCUGGAUGUUCUGGAGCGGUCACCUCACAGGCCCAUCCUGCAGGCAGGCUUGCCAGCCAAUCAGACAGUGGUAGUAGGCAACGAUGUGGAGUUCCACUGUAAGGUUUACAGCGAUGCCCAGCCUCACAUUCAGUGGCUCAAACACAUUGAGGUUAAUGGCAGCCGCUAUGGUCCUGAUGGUGCCCCCUACGUCCACAUCCUGAAGAGUAAUGUCAGUAAACACACUGUGGCCCACAGUAAAUUGAAACUGUCCAGCGUGACAGAGAAAGAUGCUGGGAAGUACUGGUGCCGUGCCACAAACUUUGUAGGCAAAUCGGAAAAAGCUUUCUGGCUUAAGGUACAAAAAGCAGAGAACCCAAACAAAGACGACUACUAUGCCGACAUCCUCAUCUAUGUGACAGGCUGUGUGCUCUUCAUCCUCACGGUGGUUAUCAUCAUUCUGUGCCGUAUGAGGAUGACCACAAAGAAACCUCUACCUUCACCUCCUGUGCAAAAGCUGACAAAGUUUCCCCUGAAGAGACAGCAGGUGUCCUUGGAUUCCAACUCCUCCACAAAUUCAAACGCACCACUGGUUCGGAUCGCUCGUCUGUCCUCCAGUGAUGGUCCAAUGCUGGCCAACGUCUCAGAGCUCGAGCUGCCCUCUGACCCCAAAUGGGAAUUCCCCCGGACACGGUUAACUUUAGGAAAACCUCUCGGGGAGGGCUGCUUUGGUCAGGUGGUCAUGGCUGACGCAUCUGGAAUUGAUAUGGAAAAGCCCAACAAGCUGCUCACCGUUGCUGUGAAGAUGCUAAAAGAUGAUGCAACAGACAAAGAUUUGUCAGACCUGGUGUCAGAAAUGGAGAUGAUGAAGAUGAUAGGCAAACACAAAAACAUCAUCAACCUGCUCGGAGCUUGCACACAGGAUGGUCCACUGUACGUCUUGGUGGAGUACGCUUCUAAAGGCAACCUGAGGGAGUACUUGCGGGCACGACGUCCUCCAGGCAUGGACUAUUCUUUUGACACCUGCAAAAUCCCAGACGAACAGCUCACAUUUAAAGAUCUGGUGUCCUGCGCCUACCAGGUUGCCCGAGGCAUGGAGUAUCUUGCCUCUCAGAAGUGUAUUCACCGAGACCUUGCAGCCAGGAAUGUUCUUGUGACUGAGGACAACAUCAUGAAAAUAGCUGACUUUGGGCUUGCCAGAGACGUGCACAACAUAGACUACUACAAAAAGACCACAAAUGGUCGCCUACCUGUGAAAUGGAUGGCUCCAGAGGCUUUGUUCGACCGGGUCUACACACAUCAGAGCGAUGUGUGGUCUUAUGGGGUGUUGCUGUGGGAGAUUUUCACUCUUGGGGGUUCUCCAUACCCAGGUAUCCCAGUGGAAGAACUUUUCAAGCUGUUGAAAGAGGGACAUCGGAUGGACAAACCUGCCAACUGCACACACGAGCUGUAUAUGAUCAUGAAGGAGUGCUGGCAUGCAGUUCCAUCACAGAGGCCAACCUUCAGGCAGUUAGUAGAAGAUCUUGAUCGGAUUUUAUCAAUUACCUCCACUGAAGAGUACCUGGACCUGUCCGUGCCGUUUGAGCAGUACUCGCCCACCUGUCAGGACUCUAAUAGUACCUGCUCAUCAGGAGAUGACUCUGUGUUUGGACACGACUCCCUGCCUGAUGAACCCUGUCUUCCCAAACAGCUCACCAGCAAAGAGGUGGCUAGGACAUAAGACCUGAGCUUGUGAAAGUAAAAUGUGGACCUGUCCUCACAGUUUAUGGCUAAUGCCACCCUGAAAUCAAGCUCGUCAAGAUAUCAGCACAACUCGACCUGCAAUACUUCCACGGUACUUCAGCUUAUCUUAAACUGUAGUUUGGGAUCUUUGUCUACAAGAGACUCAAAAAUGAAGGAUUAUAUAUUGACUGUUAAACUUUGUUUUAGGAAUAAAAUUCUAUUUUUCUGGCCUGUCGUUUGUUACAGAGAAUGUGCGGGGUGAAACCAUUCCGUGCCUACUAGAUAAUACCUCCUUAACUUAGAAUAAGAGCAGCAAGAAAUAAAGGGCAUUAAGAGACUGUUUAGGAAUGGUGUUGGCAAGAACCUCCUAUUUUGUCCCAUGCGCUGCCCUUGGAGCCAAAUAAAUGUUGGGAUCUUAGAAGAAAUUAAAUAGUAAGAUGCCACAAAGGCCAGAAUGAACCUUUUUAAUGGAACUUAUUUCUGAAAGCAUGGUUACUUCUGUCUGUUUGUGUUAUUUGUUUUAUGUGAGGGAUGACUCGUUCUGUUUAUCAUCGUUAUUGCACGUUUGCAUUCAGCCAUACUUAGAAUACAACGAAUAUGGAUAGAAGUCACCACUGUCACAAACGUAUAACAAAUUUAACUUUGUAAAGAAAGGUUUUAUUUGAAUAGCUAUCAUGUAUAUUUGUAAAGGUAUUUAUAAACUGAAAUAUGGUUUCUGAGUUUGAAAGAUCUUGACUUUUUUAAGAAAAAAACUUUUUGUAAUUUAUUUUACUACAGAACUACAGUGUUUUUGUCACAUGUGUCAAACUUUUACCCACAUUUUCAUUUGUUUACAGUGGAGGGAAAAAGACGAGUUUCAGACAGAUGCUUGUCAGGGAAAAGUCUUUGAACCUACAGUUUCUGCUGGAUGUUUCCAUCAAGUUCUAGUUCUGGUUCAAAAAGUCUUAGAAUUUGCGAUGAUCAACUAAUUAACUCUUGCUGAGCAAGAAAAGGUAGCGCUUUAAGAUUUACAUCAGACAAGUACAUGAGAGUACACAGGUGAAAAUGAGGAAUUCUUUCUCAAUGAGAUUUAACCUUGAUUAAUAAAUGUCAACAAAAAUAAAAGCUGUAAAUAACAUGAAAAUUAUUUAAUUUUGGAUAUAAACAACUUGCUGUGAAUUAUACAAGAAUCUCAAUCAAUUAAAGAAAAUUGGUUUGUUGCUUAGACAGUGAUGUUUGUUAAAAUAAUUUGUCAGCAUACAUGAAACAUCUUUUCAUAAGAGCAUAUCUAGCCCAGAUGCUUUCUUCCCCUUUCUUCUGACCAGAGGUAAAUGGGCUCAGAACGUAUCUAAAAUAUUCAAAUUAUUGUUUAUUAGACUUUGUUGCUAUAUAGAAAUUUUAAUUUCCAAACUAAAAAACCCAGCAGACUUUUUCUGAAUAUGAAAUGAAUGUGCUGGAAGUUCAGAGACGUUUGUACAUGUAUACCCAUUACAGGGGUUUUUGGCCCAGAUAUUUCUCUUUUUUUGUUGCAAUGCAUGCUGGGAUUUUGAGUAUAGCCAGAUGGCCUUACAUUGUUCUCCAAGCUUCCUAAAGAAAGAAAGAAAGAAAGAAAGAAAGAAAGAAAGAUGUGCUCACGUGAGUUUUUGAGGUGUUACAAUGAAUCUGCAGAAAACAAUAGAAAAACAAAUCCUUAUUUCCCCCACAUAUCAGCUUGUCUGCUGUUAAAAAUCGAUUUAAUGUCCUCCGGAACAUGUGCCCUUGGAAGUUCUACUCACACAAAGUCAAGUGUUUACUUUUUUAUAGCAUAAACACUUAAUCACUGCUCCAUAGUAUUAUUGAGAUGAAGGCCUGCUGUGUAACUCAGCACAGACAGUAAAAUAAAUUAUUUUUAAAAGUAUCUACAUCAGAGAGUCCUUCUCCAUGUUAAGUUUAUCGGGAAUGGGGAUAAGUUAAUUGUGUCUGUUUUACCAAGUUCAACAGAUCUCUAAACCUAAUGCUGUACUGUUGAAUGUAGGUUGAAUCAUGGGAUAGCCAAAUUAAUAUUUCAAUACUUUUAUAUACAUACAUAUUUGCAGGAGUCUGUCCUGCUGGUCUUUAAAAUCCAUUAGAGUUUAAAUGUUUACAGUGCUUUAAGUUAAGGGAGAGGACCUUCAUGUGGCAUUGAAGGCUUUACAACACAUGAGCUGCUAAAUAAAAAUGGUGUGUGUGUGUGUGUAUGUGCUGGGGUGGGGCGGGGGAUGUUUAUGUAACUGUGCAAUGAAUGUAUUCCAGUGUAUGAGCUUGAUUUAUAAAGAAAUUGGUAUAUUUUUUCAAUAAUUCUGUGCUAAUGCUUUAUGAAACUUUCCCAAUAUUCAACAUACUUCAAAUUGUAAUAAUUGGUUCUUGAAUCUUUCGUGCUGCUGGGACAAAUCUAUGUUUUUUGCCAAAUGCUUAUAUUCUGGAAAUGAACGUAUGUUAUAUUGAGUUGUUCUACAAAGAUAUUAUUUGUUUACACUGUACGACUUUUUCACUAGUAGCAGAAUCUUGUAGCAUUCUGCUCCAACUCAGACUGUACAACUUCCUUGCAGAGCAAAGCUCACAAGUCAUGUUCUCAGUGGAAUGCACGGAUUGGACCUGCCUGCUGACUGUAUGUUUAGUUGCAACACGUCAGACCUAAAAAACUUGCUAAAAAUAGAAGAUCAGAGACUGUUAUUGAUGUCUCUUGUCCUUCAGGCCUGCCGUAGAAGGACAUAAGGUUUAUGGGGCAUUGAUGUUCUGGUACAUUUGGGUUGUGGCACUGCUUCAACAUUACGAUACCCUUACGACGAAUGAGCAAAAUAUCUAACAUUGAGUCAAUCACUUCUCGUCAUCUCCUUUAAACGACACAAUGCACGACUCAAAACUUACCCCAACAACAAAGAUUCUCACACGAGAGGAAAACCGGCUCAAAAUGUGCCUAAAACUCGCACAGUGUACACCUGGCUUGAUGCUCUGGCCUAAGGCGACAAACAUGCCUAAGAUUAUCAAGCAAACACAUUUUUAUUGAUUAUAAUAAACAUUUGAAUGUAUAUUUGCAGCAAAAAAAAUACUUCAUUACAGUUACCAUUUAGACGGUAAUAUAAAUCUGGUUUAUUUAAGAUUAUUUAGUGAACCAAAAGCACUUCUUUUACUGACAGAGCGAUCAAAUCAAUUGGACGAGGUUUUGUUUUAUUUAUUUUAAUUUCAUUGGUUAAAUGUUUUUCAUGGAGAAAGUAUAAUAACUGAGAGCAAUAUACUUUGCAAUGUUUUUCCUUUUAGAGCCAGAUGAUACUGAUGUACUAAAAAAUCCUUUGCUACACAUCAAUUUUACUUGAGGUUUAGUUUCUCUGUUUUUUGUUUUCUCAUGUUUGAACACCUUCAAUUUAUGUUUGAUUACUCUUGAAAUGGAUGUAUUGGUUUUGAUGUGUCUAUUUUGGCAGUAAAACAACUUUGCGACCUGUUGUGUAGUUUUUCAUCCAACUGAGUUGACUUGGGUUAACAUUAGAACGGACUCCCAGCAGGUAUUUUUAAUUAAUGCAGCAAAAGGGGAUAGAAAAACAUUGUAUUUGAAACUGAAGGUACAAGAUUUUCUUGUGACUUAUGAAAUUGUUUAUUGUAAAUUUAAAUAAAGUCUGCCUGACAAGUCUAUGA
Nothobranchius furzeri (turquoise killifish) is the source of this 6709-nucleotide messenger RNA. The record is from RefSeq and is a predicted model, not a curated record. Lineage: Eukaryota; Metazoa; Chordata; Actinopteri; Cyprinodontiformes; Nothobranchiidae.